This is a messenger RNA of Perkinsus marinus ATCC 50983, 826 nucleotides long. RefSeq names its product Globin LI637, putative. The annotation marks the transcript as partial. Gene Ontology annotation, molecular function: heme binding; oxygen binding. The record is from RefSeq and is a predicted model, not a curated record. The transcript has a single exon. Lineage: Eukaryota; Perkinsozoa; Perkinsida; Perkinsidae.
ACUCGUCGCGAGGUGACUUCCGGAUUCACAGUCCGAGCCGAAGUCGCUCGGCGCGCCAACGAGCGAGGCUUGGAUGCUCUCUACGAGAAACUUAUAGGAGACAACAACGACUUAGUUCCUUUCAUAGAGCGUUUGAUAGACAUCAUCUCUCUGGACCGGCGCAUCUCAUGGGCGUUCGAGGACCGAGACAUCGAGACACUCCAAGAAGGACUGCUCUAUUAUUUUUCUGAUGUCUUGGGCGGUCCCCUGACGUACAAGGGAAAGAAUCUCUCUGCUAUACAUCGUCCGUUGGAGCUCAACGACUUCCACUUCGACGCUUUUUUGAUGGACAUUGAACGCACUCUGUCAAGUGUUGGCGUAGAUGAUGACACAGUGGAUGAGGUCAUCGUCAUCCUGGAGCCUCAGCGAGCGAGCAUCUUGUCUGGGCAAAAGAAAAAAUUCGAGUCCGGUGCGCGUAUUGUGGAUGGAAAGAACCUUCUCGAUCGAAUUGGUGGAGAAAUGACUAUCGAAGCUGUCGUCGAUACGAUGUUCAGCGCACUCCAGUCCGACCCUCGAGUUAAGUUCUUUUUCCACUUGGACGCUUCUCGAAUACGACAGAUAAAAAUCCGCUUAGUUCAGCUCCUCGUAGGAGCCAGCGGAGGCCCAAAGUUGUACGAAAUUGCGAGAUUGAAACCGGCCCAUUUUCACCAUAACAUAACUGACUUCCAUUUCGACGCGUUGUGUGAAAAUUUACGAGUCUCGUGUGAAGUGACAGACAUCACACCUGCAUUCACCGAUGAGCUCAUGGAAACGAUUGAGAAAUUGCGCCAGGAAAUCACCAGUGGAU